UCCCCUGACAAAAUGGCGGAGUUGGAAAUCGGAAAGCAGUGCACUAUACAACAUUGUCGGCAGUUAGGUAGGAAUCUGGGAGGGGUAGGGUUAGGAAUUUUUACAUAGGUGUGUUAUUGUUUGUCUUUUCACGCUAAAUGUGCAGCGCCUCAGCUUAAGGGCGUCGAUUGUGGUUCAUGCACGAUUGCGAAGUAUGAGGAAGGGACUUUGAUACCGAGGCCACUCUCACCAUUGUUACCCAGUGGUCAGAAACUUAAUCUUUAUCAUUAGACAAAAUGAGUACUAAGCGAAACAAUAGAAUGAAUGACCAUCGUUCCCCCUGUACAUAAUGGCCCACAUCUUCUACAGUAAAGUAAAAGUGAUAGUGGAAUGAACUGGCUGUAAUUGGUCAUUUUCUGGUUUCUGUAGUAUACCAAGAGAAUUGGAAAACUUUAAAUAGAAAGACACAGAAAGCAGGAAUUGUGGACCAGUGAGCUUGACGUUUGUAGUUGGGAAUAUGUCUAUUAAUAGCAGAAUAUUCUAAAUUUUAGAUGAAGAACUUAAGUGACGGGAUAUCACAGCUCUAGGGUAAUGACUUCAAAUAUCUACCAGUGUCUGAGAGAAAACAAAAUUUUAUCCUCCGUCAUAAAUUACCCGCCUCUUACUCUUAAGACUCUGAUUUCUGCAUCAAUGGUCCCCAGUUAGAGAAAACAUAAACAACACUGAGCUCUCUAAGAAUCUUACGUUUCGGUAAGAAUGUGACGUGGUAUUCAAGCUAUGCUUCAAGUCUGGAAAUUAACAUUUUGCUGGAUUUCUUCAUUUCCCUACUAAUAUUAGAUCUUUUCAGUUCAUCUUCAGUAGUUUCACAGUUAUUUGCUUGUGUUACUCAUUUUUCUUCCAAUAUUCUAAUUUCAUCUCUAUUUUAUUUCAUUUGGCACUGUAGUGUCAACUUGCAUAUUUUACCUAGCUCAUUUUAUAAUUUCUGCAGCAGCAACAGGAGGUUGGGCAGCAUCUGGGCUGGGGGUGGGAGAGAGGGGGGUUGAGGAGGAGAAUUGUCGCCAUUUUGAGUUGAAACACUGCAGCAAGAUUCGGGAGAUGCCAGCAUAAAGAGGAGAGAUGGAAGAUUUUCUACCAUUUGUUUGUGAUGCUUGUUCAGGAACCUACUGCCUUGAACAUAGAAAUAAAGAUGCUCAUGGUUGUUCUGGGGUAUUAAUAAGAAAAGAACCAGUUCAGUCUAAAGGAUCUUCAUCUUACAGUUGCAGUUUCAAAAGUUGUAAGACAAAUGAACUUGUGCCAAUAAUUUGCCCGGAAUGCGAUAAACACUUUUGUCUGAAGCAUCGACACCAGUCAGACCAUGAUUGUGAAAAGCAACAGGUGUCUAAAUCACACUUGGUUGUCAUUCAGCAAUCAAAAGAAGAGGCUCUUGCCAAUCAACCUAACCCAGUGAAGAAAGGAAGAACUGGAGCAAAGAAUGAUGCAACAGCAGCAAAAGUUGCUCUGAUGAAGUUGAAGCUGCACGCUGUUGGUGACAAGUCCAUUCCACAGAGUGAGCGAGUAUAUUUUCAAGUGUUUUUGCCGAAAGGAAGCAAUGAGAAAAGCAGACCAAUGUUCUUCUGUUCGAAAUGGAGUAUUGGGAAAGUUGUGGAUAAAGCAGCUUCAUUGUUGAACCUCAGGAAUGACAACAAUAUUUUGGCAUGCAAGAAAUUGAAACUGUGUCAUGGUGAAUCUGGAAAUGUACUCUCAAUGGCAAAUACUUUGGAAUGGUGGAUAACAAGUACUAACAGUCUACUACAAAAUGGUACAACAGUUAUCCUGGAGUAUUUAGACAAUGAUACUUCAAUAUUAGGAAACACAAGCUCAUACAUUGAAUGACCAUAAGUAUAAUAAACAGACUUAAUCAUUGUGAUAGGAAAGAACUUGCUUCUGGUUAUGUAUACGUUGAUGUAAUAUAAUCUUGUCAAAAUGCUGUGUAAGUAAAAUAUCAUUGUAUGGCCAGGACUGUGCCUGUUAAUAAAAAACAAACCUUUAAUCUAUCCAAAACAGUUAACUUUAUUAAGGGCAAUUGUAACUGAAGUUGAACUGACGUUAUUUGGAGCUGAAAAUGGAUUUUCAAAAAUGAUCUCUCGUUUCUAU
Molecule: messenger RNA, 2112 nt
Organism: Hypanus sabinus (Atlantic stingray)
Lineage: Eukaryota; Metazoa; Chordata; Chondrichthyes; Myliobatiformes; Dasyatidae
Gene: zfand1
Product: zinc finger, AN1-type domain 1
Exons: 8
Coding region: 1096-1851 (251 amino acids)
Biological process (GO): cytoplasmic stress granule disassembly
Cellular component (GO): cytoplasmic stress granule; cytoplasm
Molecular function (GO): zinc ion binding
Source: RefSeq, a predicted model, not a curated record